Messenger RNA from Fopius arisanus, 1624 nucleotides. RefSeq lists its product as uncharacterized. The transcript has 5 exons. The record is from RefSeq and is a predicted model, not a curated record. Bases 71 to 1387 code for a protein of 438 amino acids. Lineage: Eukaryota; Metazoa; Arthropoda; Insecta; Hymenoptera; Braconidae.
UUUUUUGAUUGUGUUGAGGAUUUUGGAGGCUUUCGGGGAGGAGUGCUACUACGAUGGGAAUGAUUUCUGCAUGAGUCCGGAUGAUAUCCUGUCGUUUGAUCUUCUUCCUGGAACUUUUUUGCUAGAUCCUAACAAGAAUGACGGAAUAGCAAACGGAAAUAUCCUCGGGGAUAAUUUUACAAUGGACGGGACGUACGAAGAGGCGUUCAAUAAAAUGGAUUACCACAGGAAACGAAUGAACGAGUACUUGUGUCACGGUUUUAUCGCUGAGGAAAUAUUCCGCGAGGUGAAAUUGACGAGAGUCAAACGACUGGAGGAUCCGAUGAUGAAUUCAAUUCCGGAUUUCCUCGGGGAUGAAAACGUCACGGUUCACGAUAAACUCCUGUCAGACGAAGGGAGUAGUAAAUACAAGGAGUGGCUCCAGAGAACAACAACUCUGGAUGACGUGUAUCGUCAUUACAUGCCGAAGAAGGUGCAGAAGAAAAUAUUGAAGAAGGGAAUAGUUCAUGAUUUUGAACAAUUCGAUGGUGAAGUCACGGGGUAUGCGAUGCCAGGUCCAGUGGCUCCGGGGAAAAUCGGAUCGUAUUAUGAUGAAGGCGAGGGUAAUUAUGAAUUGAUGAGAGAAGAGAUUAUUGGGAUUGAAGAGGAAAAUAUUUUAGAAUUGAUUUCUUCACCGGGGGAUCAUCAUCAGUACAGUCAACCUCCAACGGGACAUCACUACAGUCAUCCACCAGCUCCUCCGCCUUCUUAUCAUCACAUGCCACAUAGUGAGAUAGUCCCGAUAAUCCACGAGGAACAUUAUUACGAGGCUGAUCAUGAUGACGAGUCCUGGCACGACGUCUCGUGGAAAGGAAAAGGAGAACUCACUAUUAGGGAUUUCUUUGAAAUUGCACUCACGGCUCUGGCGUUUCUAGCUUUCGGACUUUUUAUUAUUCAAUUACUGCUGGCUAUUACGAAUCCAGCAACGACGACGACAACUACUACAACCGCAGCCGAAGGAUUAAGGAUUAAGCGCAACAUUUUUACUCCAAAUUUCUCGUACCAGAGUAAUUCGGAGUUGAAUGAGCUAGCUCAUAGAGUUUUGAGGUCGAUUGAAGCAGCAAUGGUUGCUGAACAGGAUACCGGGCGUUGUUUGAGGUGGACAUUGUGUCGGGAUAAUCGGCACUCCAGGACCAUGAAUUCAGCUCAGAAACUCUGGGUGCCAGUUUGGAGUGUGGGAAUGAGUUGGUUAUGCGGUCGAAUGGUGCGGCAAUCGACUUGGCCCGCCAUGUUUGAUUCGAUCAAAGCCUCGAUCCUCGGUCUCGGUGGUGCGAAUUGUGACGAUCUAUACCCAGGGUGCGAUCUCGUUACCGAGAGACGAAAAAGACGCAGACGUCGUAGAAAGUAAAUAAACCCGGAGUUCCAUUAGCAAAGACCUGGAUUAGCUGUCAAGGGGCUGAAUCCAGAGGAACUGGUAGAAGUGAUGAGUAAUUCGAUCCCUUUGGAUUGACGUAAAAAACCCGAGGGUUUGCCGAUUCUAGGGGUCGCAAGUUGUUCAAAAUUCUGUCGAAGUUUCGAUCGUUUAAAUUACGAAAUUGACAAAUCUGAAAUAAAUUCCUGUUACUGCGUUGAUUAAAAAUAUAGA